Molecule: messenger RNA, 1723 nt
Organism: Alnus glutinosa
Lineage: Eukaryota; Viridiplantae; Streptophyta; Magnoliopsida; Fagales; Betulaceae
Product: F-box protein At4g00755-like
Exons: 7
Coding region: 369-1490 (373 amino acids)
Molecular function (GO): protein binding
Source: RefSeq, a predicted model, not a curated record
CGUUGUGUACCCGUCACAAUUCCUUGGUAUUAACGCAAUUAGGUGUAAGAAAAGUCGAAAAGAUAUCAACAAUGAGGGAUAGCUUGGGAGAAUGUGUACUUUUACCAUAAUUCGAUUCGAUUACUAAAUAGGCUUUGUCGCUGUCGCUUUCUGGCUGCCUCUCACUCGAUACCUCAUCUCUCUGUUACGAUUAUCGCAAACAACUUCUCUCUCUCUCUGAGUUUGGGGGUCAUAGAGACACUUUCUUGUUGAUGAACAAAGCUUUGCAGUAAUGGACAGACAAGGGUUUGCGAUGAGGUUGAGAGUUCUGGUUUUGAAGGCUGAACAGACAACUGGGUUUGGCUUAUAAUUUGGAGUAGUUACUUGACAUGGAAGCUCGUAUGGAUUUAUUUGAUAAGCUUGGCCCCGACCUGUCUUCGGAGAUUCUAACUUAUUUGGAGGAUCCGUCUGAUCUUGUCCGUGCUAGUUUCGUCUCACGGUCUUGGCGACAUUGUGUAAUUGCAAAUGGUCUUUGGAAGCAGUUCUGCUUGCGAAUGUUUCCUCAGUUAUCUAGAGUUGCUCGUGUUAUUGAAUUGAACAAUGGCAGCGAAAAAGAGCCUGUUGAAGUCGGAUCUAGCUAUCAAAUGGAAUGGGAAUCUUUGAAAAGGGAUGAUAGGGUCUAUGCUCUUUUAGCUCGAUAUUGUACAUCAUUUCUUGUUGGGAAUUGCAUUUCACAAGCACUUAGUGCAUCUAGCACUGAUAAUUAUCCAGAGGAAAGCAUUGAAAAUACUCUGGAACCAGCAGAUAUUGUUGAACGGAGGGGUUCGUACUGGUCAAGUAAAGGACAAAGUAAUCCUGCGAUACCCGAGACACUAAUAUACAAGUUGGCAAGUGAGUUGUGUGUUGUUACUGAGAUCAAUAUACGCCCUUUCCAAGCUUACUUUCAAUCGGGUUUACCUAUAUAUUCGGCUAGAUCUGUGCGAUUUCGAAUGGGUCAUCCCAGAAACCUUGCGGAUGUAGGGAGUGAUCUCCCUAUUGACUCAUGUCCUGGUUCUGCUGAUGACAAGUUCGUAUGGACCUACACUUCGCAAGAAUUUCCAAUGGCUCAGGAAUUCGAGUUGCAGAAGUUCAAGCUUCCAGAACCUGUACUUUGUGUGGGUGGAAUUUUGCAGAUUGAGUUACUGGGUAGAGUUCAGAGACAAGAAAUGGAUGGCCUAUUCUAUAUAUGCGUAUCUUAUGUUCAAGUUGUGGGGCGGUCCUUAUCACCAGCAUUUGGUGUAGAAAUUCUUGAACCAUCUGGGAAGUUUGUCUUGAAGAAUGACAUGAAGCACAAGCUUCAUACCCACCCGAGCUUACCUGAGGAUGAGCCCGGUGAAAUCUCUGCUGAUCGCUUGCAGAGACGUCUCAGGGAUUUGCAGCAUAUUGUGAAUCUGUUGCAGGGAAAUGUGGUAGAUGUUGAAUAUGAAUUUGGUGAAGAGGAAAACGCAGCAUGGGACGCAGAUGAUCUCUGAAUUUGUUAUAUAUCGUAUCUACUUAAUCCCAACCCCCCCUCCCUCCUUUUCCAAAACAAAACAAGGGAUGCUAUUGAACUGAAUUUGGCUUUAGUUUCUUGUCUCUUAAAGCCUUAACAUAUGAAGGAUUAUGUCAGAAAAUCCUUCUUUCUUCUUAUGCAGUCCUUCUAUCAAGAGUUGUAUAGCCUUAAAUAUUGUUUUUUUCUCGUGUAGUGUUAUUACCGAUGUUGUAA